This is a messenger RNA of Vanrija pseudolonga, 720 nucleotides long. Its product is annotated as Maleylacetoacetate isomerase. The coding region runs from base 19 to 708 and encodes 229 amino acids. The record is from RefSeq and is a predicted model, not a curated record. The transcript has 2 exons. Gene Ontology annotation, biological process: L-phenylalanine catabolic process; glutathione metabolic process. Lineage: Eukaryota; Fungi; Basidiomycota; Tremellomycetes; Trichosporonales; Trichosporonaceae. Gene Ontology annotation, cellular component: mitochondrion; cytoplasm. Gene Ontology annotation, molecular function: maleylacetoacetate isomerase activity; glutathione transferase activity.
CCACCACCACCAUCGACAAUGUCACCGCCAGCGCAAAAGCUCACGCUAUACACCUACUUCCGCUCGUCUGCCAGCGCACGAGUCCGCACAGUAAUGGCGCUGCACGGCAUCCCGCGCGAAGACAUCUACAUCCACCUGCUCAAAGGCGACCAGUCCUCCGACUCAUACAAGGAAGUCAACCCCUCCGGGACCGUCCCGACGCUGGUCAUCCACCGCGAGCAGGGCGAGCUGGUCCUGUCGCAGUGUAUCGCGAUCAUGGAGUACUUGGACGAGGUGUACGGCCCGGCGUCAGCCACAGGCCGCCUGUUACCCGCCGAUGCUGAAGCGCGGGCCACCGUGCGCUCCAUCGUCGACCUCGUCGUGGGCGACCUGUUCCCCAUGCUCACGAUGGGCAUCCUCAACCGCGUGAAAUCGCAUGGCGUUGACGGACCGACGUGGGCCAAGGAGUGCUGUGCGUCUAUCCUCCCUGCGCUCGAGGGGCUGUUGGCCCGCACGAGUGCGACGGGGCGGUACGCGUACGGCGAUGCUGUUACCAUGGCCGACGCGGCGCUCGUGCCGCAGAUCUACACCGUGCUGAGGUUCUACCCCGACAUCUCCGCCUUCCCCACCGUCAAGUCCGUGUUCGACCACUGCGCGGCCCUCCCCGCGUUCGUGGCGGCCGACUGGCGCCACCAGCCCGACACGCCCGAGGAGUUUAGGGCAAAGUAGAGAGAGCGAGGG